Suillus subaureus is the source of this 1884-nucleotide messenger RNA. RefSeq lists its product as uncharacterized. Gene Ontology annotation, molecular function: mRNA binding. Bases 322 to 1581 code for a protein of 419 amino acids. Gene Ontology annotation, cellular component: nucleus; cytoplasm. Gene Ontology annotation, biological process: regulation of gene expression; regulation of RNA metabolic process. NCBI's taxonomy places the organism in Eukaryota, Fungi, Basidiomycota, Agaricomycetes, Boletales, Suillaceae. The record is from RefSeq and is a predicted model, not a curated record. The transcript is spliced from 4 exons.
UUGGUAUGUUUGUCGUUGAAGAAACCCAAGUCAACGUAUACUGGACUGUCGUUUCUUGUGUCGUAGAAACUAUUUGGGCUACAGGAGAACCUAGUUUCAAGUAAACAACGGUUAUUCGUUGUAUAAAACUUGUAAAGGAGGUAAGUCAAUUUCAGUACUAUUCAAUCCGUAUCCAACUCGCAAUCCGUCUUCCUCACCACAUCCACUCGUCCCCCAUCAGACAUUUCAAACCACACUACCAUACGAUACCACACUAUCAAGCCCAUCACUCCAGAAUCCCGUCCUCCUAACCAAAAAAGAUUUUUGAGCUGAAUUUCGAAAAUGGCAGAAGCAGACUACAAUCGCAAGAGGUCGCGCUCUCCUUCUGACUCUGACGAGAAGAAGCAUCAUAAGCGUGCUAACACAGGCGCUACGGCUCACGCGGAUGACUCACGAGUUGACAAACACCAGGGUUCUGGUUCAACAACCGCUACGUCUAUGACUCGCGAUGUGAACAUGACGGAAACUUCCGCAUCCGUAGCAGAUACUACUGCGUCUACUCCUUCUCCCAAGGAAACUCCAUCCAGCAGUCGACGCGACGAGUCUCGCACUCGCUCUGAAGAGGCCGGAAAAUCAACUUCCAUGUCUGCUCCACCUUCCUCGUCCUCGGCUCCCGCCCCUCCCUCAGCCAUGAUUCAUAUGCGUUGUUUGAUCGUUACACAGGACGCGUCAAUCAUCAUUGGAAAGGGUGGUUCGCAUGUCAAUGAGAUCAGAGACAAGAGUGGGGCUCGUGUUAUGGUCUCUGAGAGUAUUCCCGGUAACCCUGAGAGAAUUCUCAAUGUCAGCGGGCCGCUUGAUGCUGUAUCCAAGGCUUUUGGUCUUAUUGUACGACGGAUCAAUGACGAACCUUUCGAUGUACCUUCAGUUCCUGGAAGUCGUGCAGUAACUAUCAAGUUCAUGAUUCCAAACUCGCGCAUGGGUUCUGUGAUAGGGAAACAAGGUUCAAAAAUCAAGGAAAUUCAAGAUGCCAGCGGAGCACGACUGAACGCAAGUGAGGGUAUGCUCCCCGGUUCGACUGAGCGAGUCCUAAGCGUUGCAGGUGUUGCAGAUGCUAUCCAUAUAGCAACCUACUACAUCGGCAAUAUCCUCAUCGAAGCGCAAGAACGCAUGCCUUCUGCGUCCUCUAGUCAUUCUAGUUACCGCCCUUCCAGCUAUUCUCGACGACCCCCGUAUACUGGCUCAUCAUAUGUGCCAGGGUAUGCGAGCGCGUCGCAGCCUUACGGUGCCCCACCGCCCCCUAAUCCACCACAGCAGCUGCAAACACAACAAAUAUACAUCCCCAAUGAUUUGGUGGGCUGUAUUAUUGGGAAGGGGGGUAGUAAAAUCAAUGAAAUCCGCCAUAUGAGCGCUAGUCAGAUCAAAAUCAUGGAACCAGGUGCCGGGCUUAACGGCGCUCCAGCACCUCCAGGUAACGAAAACGAGCGUUUGGUUGUCAUAACUGGACAGCCUGCGAACAUUCAGAUGGCAGUACAACUGCUGUAUCACCGGUUGGAACAAGAGAAGCAAAAGCAGCUACGAACAUCCACUUCAUCUUCUUCUUGAGCUCGCACUGCGGCCCUUGGACUCAUGCGCUGUUACUUUGUUUUCAUUUGUCGACAAAUCUUCAAGCAUGCUUGCUGUGCUUUCUUUUCCUUUUUGAUGUUAUGGCUGUGAAAAGAUCAACGCUUUCACAAUGCAGAUAUGUACAUUAGUUGCCUUGCCUGUCUUUGGUCCUUGGUCAAGCAAUUUUUUCUGCUUGCCGCUGGUGUUGGUAUGACCUAACAAGUAUUUACAUUUUUUAAUGUGUUUUUUUUUGCCCUGUUGUCCCGCUUUCUGGUAUUUAUGGUGCGAUAGUUACGUAAACCA